Messenger RNA from Melanotaenia boesemani (Boeseman's rainbowfish), 5008 nucleotides. RefSeq lists its product as uncharacterized. The record is from RefSeq and is a predicted model, not a curated record. Bases 60 to 4991 code for a protein of 1643 amino acids. The transcript has 32 exons. Lineage: Eukaryota; Metazoa; Chordata; Actinopteri; Atheriniformes; Melanotaeniidae.
UAAAAACAAUACAGUUUCCCACUCAUGCACAGCUACUCCUCAAUGUCUCUACUGCACGCAUGCCUGAGGUGGAUUUUAACCUUGAGCUUGGGCAGUGUCAUCUCAGAGGUAAUUUUGGGAAUAUCAUGGCUUCACGGAUAGAAGUUGGGCGGUCUUCUUACAGUGUCAAUGUGACCAGCUACUGUCCUUUGGUACAGAAAACAACCGUCCCUGUGUCCCUGGCUUUUCGGAGCCUCCUGUCAGUUACUUCUUGCCAGGUGAAUUUAUCCUCCUCUCUGAGGGCAGACAACCAGGACCUUUCUCUGGAGCUGAGUCAGUCUUGCAGGACUCCACAUCUCUCUGGCACCCUGACUCACUCCUUCCUUGGGUUGAGGAGUCAGGGUCUGCCGCAGAUCAUCACCAUAGAGGCUGUCGCACCUGAAGACACAGAGCAGGCGGUGGGUCUACUUAUCAAAGCUGGCACAUGCAACGUUAGAGUCAGUAGAGUCGCACAGGCCAGAGGAAAGUCACGGUGGCUUUGGGCUUUGGAGUCAGCAUGUCCACUGUUACAGGCUCAUUUAAAUGGCUCAGUGUGGCAGGAUCAUCAAGGUAUCUGGUCAACAAUGUCCGAAAUUGACCUAAAGGGUGGGAGAGUUUUCCUAAGGCUUGAUGCAAAACCCUGGCCAGAGCUGAAGUUUGAGGGUGAACUCAGCCAUGACAUCCCUGCUCUUAGAAGUCUUCCAAAAAGCAGCAGACUGAGAAUAACCAGCAAGUCCCAAAAACUGCGACAUGAUGCAGAACUACUACUAGUGAUGGAAAAGUGUGCAGUCAGAACCAGUGGAACUGUGAUGUCUCAUCCUGACCUGCAGGGGUCGCUGCUGUAUCACAACAAUUGCACCAUAGUCCAGGAGUGGGGUAGUCCAGAUAGGGUGCAAGCUUCUGGGUCUCUUGUUGUCUCACCAGCUUUUGUUGAUUCUCAUGUCUCCAUGGUGAUAGAUGACACAGAGUUACAGGCUCUGCUCGCUCUCAAAAAAACUAAGGAUCAGAAUGAAGCAUCACUAAAUCUAAACCACUCUGUGCCCAUGUUAAAGAAACUUGGUUUCCCUGUGAGUGCUGCACUGACCAUAAACUCGGGCAGUCACAACAAAGGUUCAUACUUUUUCAUAGUCAACAGCAGUGUGGAAAAUCAGAAGUUAAGUAAAGAGAUGAUAGUGGCAAAGACAACUGAAGCAGUGAGAGUGAAAAGUGAUUUUAGACACACAGUGAAUUAUCUGAAGCAACUGGGAGUCCCUGCAAACAACAACAUUCAGGUGGAGCUUGGUGUUGCUGAGGGGAAGGAGUGGACUCUGCAGGCCCAUUGUGGAGAUGACAGGGCUGGACUGAGACUUCACAUGAAAAGGUCUCCCCUGAACAAUGAAAUAAGAGGAAGCAUAUGGCACAGCUGGUCAUGGUUACAUGACCAAGGACUGCCACUUAAUAUAGAGGGCCUAUGCUUUAUCCAGGGAACUCUACCUCGGCUUCAGUCUAGGGCUCAGCUCAGCGUGGGCGGUCACAAGUUGCUCACAUCUGGCUUGAAUGUCAGCGGCACUGAUGGACAUCUGGCAGCACUUUUCUCUUAUUCUCCUCUCAAUCAAACAAGGACACAACACAACCUGGAUACUAUACUUAUUGCUCAAUUUAAAGGCCCACUGCGAAGUGUCUCUAUUGAUGUUGCCAGUCAGGACUGGAGGAUUCGUGUGGUGGGAGAUGUCGGGGGUUGGGGGACACGUGGAGGGACCAAGGAGGCCCGGGUGACACUGAAACAUACUAUACAAGGAAAACCAAGCCCUGCCUUGCAGGUUGAGGCCUGGGGAAGACUCACUGAGUCACAGCUUAGAUGUUCCAUGGCUAUAAAUCCUGAACUGAGUUCCUCACUCGCUCUCAUCAUCCAGGGACACCAUGUGCCUCAUAGCAAGGACCUCGUAGUGAAGGUGGUCCACAACAUUCCCAGGAUGUUGAUCUAUCUCCCCUCUCAGCUCAAUGUCCGCUCUCAGCUGAACCAGUCUGAGUCCAGUGUGGCAGGUUUGGUGGAGAUCUCGUCAGGCAGGCGGAGGCUGUGGGCUCUGGGGGAGCUAGUGGCCACUGAGAGUGGGUACAGACAGGCCGUAGAGAUGAAACACACAUACCCACAGCUGAGGCGUCUGCCCAGGACCGUCGCGGUGAGGACGAUGUAUGAGGCCAGGAUUUGGAACUACCAAGUUCAGCAGGCAGCUCUGUGGGGCAAUCAUGAGUUUAGCUUGUCUGGUCUGUACUCUGCUCCUCCAGCUCUGGAGAUGGGGAACCAGACUCUGAAGAUUCAGAUCAACUGCAUUCCCCGUCUGACCAGUUUGGACUUGAUGCUGGAGCGAUCCUUGCAUGGCAGGCAAGACAGGGUUUUACUGGGCUGGACAAGGCACGGGCAACUGGAACAGGUCAGAGCUCUCAGUGCAUGGAGUCGCUCAGAAGAAAGAAAUGAAACCAAAAUGGAGCUGAAACAGCCGUUCUCCUCCACGAUGAGGCAGCUCUCUUUGCACACACUAUCACACAGUUCACAGAGCGAACAACGCAGCAACCACCAGACCCAUCUGUCAUGGGACAGUGCAGCCCCUGUCAAUGUCUCUGUCAGCCUGGACAAACAGUGGCAGUCCAACUCCAGCCGGGGGCAGGCAUGCGUUCUGCUGUCAGCGCAGCAGAUGGUUAAAGGUUGUGUGUCAGUGGGUCGGGAGGGAAACUCUUAUUCCCAGAACGCAGAGUUGAGGUGGGACAACAGGAGUAUAAAGCAAAGCUUGAAAUACCAGAAAAGUUUGCGGGGAAUGCACAGCCUUCAGGUUCACAUUGGUCUGGACAGAGUGUCUCCUGUACCCUGUCCUUCACACACACUCCUGGCCAAAGUUCAGACCAACCUCAGGGACCGUUUGGAGCACAUGGUGCUGCUGGGUGUGUGUCCACAACAGCCUACUCUGUCGUGGUCCGGAUCUCACAGGUUGAACUCAGCAGAGCAGCUGUUCUACACUCAGUCUCGCCUGUCGGUGACUGGUCCACCUUACCAGUGCAGCUUCACCCUCGCCCUCACUAACUCCUCCACUGCUCAGACCAACAUGUCUUUGUUCUCUGAGUACAGGAUGGGUAACUGGAGUGUGGAGUUGGGGGGCAGCGCUGUGUCUUGGACCCAUGGCUCAGGUCUCCAGCUGCAGACCACACUGGACCACAGAGAGAAGAUCUGGCUGAACGGGACAUUGAAGGGACGAUGUCUCCAGACCACAGCAGGUUAUAUGAAGGAUCCGACCCUCAGUGAGGAUCUCAGUGUAGCAGUGUGCAUGGAAGCUGAUCACAGUUUUAAGAUGAAUGUGCGGAGAAGAGAUAACAGCAACAAAUCUGAAACUCUGGGAAGCUUGUCCGUAGGAGCAGCGAAUCAGAGGCUAACGCUGAGAGCGAGAGGUUGUUUGCAGAGUUUGACUUCAGCAGAGGACUGGCUUCACUAUUUGAGCUUUCAGAUGCUAAAUAAACUUGCAGAGAGAAUAAAAACAUUAAAGCGUCUCCUCAUAGAAUUCAGGAAACAGGGUAGAGACAGCCAGCUGCUGCAGGAGUUGAGUGAUGUGCCUCUUCAUGUUUCACGGCGUGUUGAGGCUCUGCUGGAGCAUGGGGACAGAGACGUGUUGGCUCUGUGGCACCGAAGCCACAUACGUCACAUGGUGAUCCACAGUCUACCUCGCUUCCUCAGUCAGCUGCAGAACGCCUCGCUGCUGGGACAACAGGAGCUGAGGAGGCCCCUGGCCACUUUGGCCGGUGUGUACCAGGAUGUGAAGGGCCAGAGUUUGGAUGUAAUAUGGAGGGAGUAUGUCUGGAUGUGGACUGAAAGGCUGGUUGAUGUUCUGCCUGUUCUGCUGGAGAAUUCCCACCUGAGGCUGCUGUCACAGACCGGAGUGACUGCACUCCGAGCUGUUCUGGAUGCGGCUGGCCAACAUACCUACCACUGGACUGAAACCAGGUUGGCCACAGCUCUCUCUGGAGUCAGGAAACAACUUGCUUCUUUGUACACUUUCUCCCCCAGGGAAUGUACAGUGACUGUGUCAGUGCCGCUACCACCUUUCACCUCAAAAAAGAUGGCCGAGGCAGGGCUGGUGGAGAUCCUUCUGGAGGAGUGGUUCCUGAGGCCUCUGCAGGCCCUCGCCUCUAUCAGACCUACUGCUGAAUUUUACCACCUCAAGAGGAAAAUGAUGGACAGCCCCUUCAUACACCAAGCUCUGUUGGUGGCAGAUCAGUUUGUGGUGACAUUUGAUGGUCACUUAUACGAGUUGCCGGGUUCCUGUCCAAUGCUCCUCACUCAGGAUGUCAGCAGCGACGCCUCCUUUGUGCUGCUGCUCAGGCCAGACCCGCAGAGCCUUCUCCUGAUUCACAUGAGCAACAGCAGCAUCGAUGUUCAGCGCAGUGGACAGUUUCCUUUGUCACAGGUGACGGCCGACUGCACCAACGCUGUCACACACACAUUUCAUAGUGAUACUGGACUGACUGUGAAGAGAGAGCCAAACAUCUUACAGGUGUCCAAUCAGAAUGGAGGCUCAGUGUCAUGUGAUUUGUCCCUUGAGGUGUGCAGCUUCACUUUGGAUAGAUAUUUACACGGUGUUUCCACCGGUCUGCUGGGGACCAACGACAAUGAUGCAGGCAAUGACUUUCCUUUGCAUGACGGGUCUCAAGCAAAAACAUUGGAGGAUUUUUUCACAAGCUGGCAGCUGAGACCAAAGUGUAGUUCACCUUCUGAGAGAGAAGAAGACUUUUCCAAAGCAGCCAUGAGCCCAGUGAGCUGCAACUUUCUGUUUACUUCUCCCGAUUCACCCCUAAGUUCCUGUUUCAGGGUGGUGGAUCCUGGUCAGUUUUUGUCAGUAUGUGAGCUGAGCUCCUCCAGAGCCCCCUGCAGAUUAGCAUCUGCUUUUGUUCAUCUCUGCCAGCAGAACUACAUACCAGUAGAGGUCCCGGUCCAGUGCAAGAAAGUAUGAUGGAGGGACGAGCCAAA